Xenopus tropicalis (tropical clawed frog) is the source of this 1173-nucleotide messenger RNA. It is a transcript of the gene dusp22a, whose product is annotated as dual specificity protein phosphatase 22-A. Gene Ontology annotation, cellular component: cytoplasm. The coding region runs from base 211 to 840 and encodes 209 amino acids. The record is from RefSeq and is a predicted model, not a curated record. The transcript has 8 exons. Gene Ontology annotation, biological process: negative regulation of cell adhesion; signal transduction; negative regulation of T cell receptor signaling pathway. Lineage: Eukaryota; Metazoa; Chordata; Amphibia; Anura; Pipidae. Gene Ontology annotation, molecular function: protein tyrosine kinase binding; protein tyrosine phosphatase activity; protein serine/threonine phosphatase activity.
UGGGUUCCGGAAGUGCAACCUGAUGCUUCAGCCCUAGUCAUGUAAGGGCUCUUGGUUAGAAGCUCAGUCUGACAGUCCGAGUGUAGGCGAGACGGCUGGAUACUGUGUUCUUCUGGAGCCCGAGUCCCCCACUCUCUAGACUCCUGACUCCAUUUCAACACCUCCCUCUGUUUAUUUGCAGCUCCUGGUUACCAGUGUCUGUUGAGAGCCAUGGGUGGAGGAAUGACCAAGAUCGUAGAUGGUUUGUACCUGGGAAAUAUUAGAGAUUCUGAAGACAAGGCUACAUUGAACAGGAAUGGGAUUAGGCAUAUUGUGUCUGUUCAUAACAAUGCAAAGCCGCUUCUCCAGGAAAUGACCUAUCUCUGCAUAUCUGCCUCUGACUCAUCAAGCCAGAACCUAAUUCAGCAUUUUAAACAGUGUAUCAAGUUUAUUCACGAGUGUCGACUUCAUGGAGGUGGCUGUCUUGUUCACUGCUUGGCUGGAGUAUCUCGAAGCACAACUAUUUUGGUUGCCUAUCUCAUGACGGUUACAAAUUUUGGCUGGGACGAGUGUCUGUCUGCUGUGAGGUCUGUCAGAUCCUAUGUUGGGCCAAACUUUGGCUUUCAGCAGCAGCUCCAGGAAUAUGAAAUGACAUUAGUUAAAGAGUACAGAUUAUGGCUGCGCCAGGAAUAUGGGAGAAAUCCCUUUAAUGACCAGGACAAGGUACAACAGUUAAUAGCAAAGCAAGAGGAAAAGGAGCAGUUGAGGCAGGUACAGAACCAAUGGAUUAACCGCUCUGAAACAGACUAUCCACUCCCAUACAAAGCCUAUGGAUCCAGCAGCAGAUGGACCAAUAUAUAGACAGCUCUGCAAGACUGUUUCUUUGCACUACAAGAUAACCACUGAACCACAUUUGGGAUUAGCCCCUUAGCUGCUAAUAAAGAGUGUAAUUUGUAAUAUUUGUUUAAUUGCUGAAUUGAAGUCUAUGUCAGCAUUAUAUGUCUCCUCUGCACUGUUCUGGUUGAAAAACUCCCUUGUACCAAAGGGGAAAAGGAUUAUUUAGCCUGAGGUGCUCUAGUGUAUCCAUAUACAUUAUGCACUAAUCUUCUUUUGCACAUUAAUGGAAUAAAAGGCUGUGUACUGAAAUGCCAUGAUAAAGAUAAUAAAAUGGUUUUGAGCUCAAAGCUAAUGUAA